CCAUCUGCAGACGGCCAAGGGGCAGCAGCACCGAGGGCCGGCAGCGCUGCCAAGGGAGGCAGGCACGGGCAGCAUCACCGAGGGACGUCCCAGAGGUGUCAGGGCGCAGACACCGUCCCCACCCAGGGGCCCCGGGCAGGGCAGCAGCUCGCUGGAGGGUUUCCUUCCUCCUGCCCCAGCCUGCGCCUCGCCAGCCACCCCGAGCUCGGCUGCAAGCGCCUCUCAUGUGACCGCCGGCUUCCUGUGCGCUCCCGGCUCGGUGCCGGUGCUGCGGGUCGGGACAGGACAGGACGGGACGGGACGGGACGGGCCGGGCCGUGCUCGCCGCUGCCGGACGCUGAGCGCUCGCCACCGGCCCCAGCGCCAUGCUGCGCCGCAAGCCUUCCAACGCCGGGGACAAGGAGCCGGGACACAGGAAGCUUUCCCUACAGCGUUCCAGCAGCUUCAAGGACUUCAACAAAUCCAAGGUCACCUCUCCCGUGUCAAGCGAGGAGUUCAACCUGGAGGACAAUAUCCCCGAGGAUGAUCCUGGUCCUGAGGAGGCCGUGCGGAGCAGCGGGACGAAGCUGGGCAGGAAGUGGCGGGCGGUGAUCUCACGCACCAUGAACCGCAAGAUGGGCAGGAUGGCUGUGAGAGCACUGGCUGAGGGGAAGCAGGGAGAGGUGGAGGAGGAGGGGUCCCCGUGCCCCCUGUCCCCAGGCAGCAGCAUGGAGGAGCAGAGCCAUGACAAGGUGCCCCUGUCGUACCUGGAGCUGGAGGAGGAGGACAGGCGCCCAGCCCUCGCACGCCAGAUGUCCAGCGGCAGUGACAUUCCCAGCCCCAGCGAUCCCGGGGACAGCCGGCGGAUGGAGGAGACUGUCCCAGCUUACACUGGCCCCUUCUGCGGCCGGGCCCGGGUCCACACCGACUUCACCCCCAGCCCCUAUGACAAGGACUCCCUGAAGCUGCGAAAAGGGGACAUCAUCGGCAUCAUCGAGAAGCCACCUGCAGGCACCUGGACCGGGCUGCUCAACAACAGGGUGGGCUCCUUCAAGUUCAUCUACGUGGAUGUGAUCCCUGAGGAGACGGUCCCUGCCCGCAGGAGCCGGGGCUCCAGCAGGAACAAGCGCCUCAAGCCCAAGACUCUGCAUGAGCUGCUGGAGCGCAUCAACCUGCAGGAACACAUUCCCACCCUCCUGCUGAACGGGUACCAGACCCUGGAGGACUUCAAAGAGCUGCGGGAGACACACCUGAACGAGCUGCACAUCACAGACCCCCAGCACCGGGCCAAGCUGCUCACGGCUGCCGAGCUCCUCCUGGACUAUGACACAGCCAGCGAGCCCGAGGAUGGUGACACCGCCGAGGCCCUGCCGUCGCCCUCAGAGUCCAAAUGGGACAUUCCCCGGGACUCCGGCUGCUUCGAGGGAUCAGAGGCCCUGGAUGGCAGCCGGGAAGAGGCUGAGUUGGGGGGUCCCACGGAGCAGCUGGGGGCUGUCUCCAUGGCACAAUCCCCCUGAGCCCGCCAGCAGCGCCGCUUCCCGCUCUGGCCCUGACAGUGGGGCUGGACUGCAGGGGACGGUUGCUGGCAGGGCACAGGGGAGCCCCAGUGGUGGCACCUCAGGGCCAGCUCGGCUCCUGCACCACAAGCCAGAUGCUGGAUGGGCACGAGGUGCCCCAGGACGUUUUGCAUUGCACUGCCAGGCACCACUGCCCCGAGGAACUCCAGACAUGCAGAGGCACCGCGCUCCCUGCCAAGACACCACAGCCAUUGGCUGCUUCUCCCAGGUUUGCCAGCAGGCUCAGGAGGGAGCUCGGGAUGGAAGCCAUGUCUGCAGGCAGCUGAAGCCUGCCCAGGACACUGUCACUUCUCAGCAUGGACACACAGAAGCCCUUCCACACCUGCCGCGGGGGACAGCAAGAUGCAAAUAACACAGCUAAGACACCCUGGAAGUGUGAGAUGGAGAGUCCUGAAAACACACAACAGGGGGAAGGGGCAGCUGGCUUGGGGCAGCACAGACACGCAGGGGCUACAGUUCAGCCAUUUUCAAACCAAUUAAGUUUCCUUCAUUGUUUUAAAAUUAAAAAAAAGAAGAAAUAAAAAAAAAAAAAGAACACCCAA
This is a messenger RNA of Catharus ustulatus (Swainson's thrush), 2098 nucleotides long. It is a transcript of the gene SASH3, whose product is annotated as SAM and SH3 domain containing 3. Gene Ontology annotation, molecular function: protein binding. NCBI's taxonomy places the organism in Eukaryota, Metazoa, Chordata, Aves, Passeriformes, Turdidae. Gene Ontology annotation, cellular component: cytoplasm; nucleus. The coding region runs from base 366 to 1496 and encodes 376 amino acids. The transcript is spliced from 8 exons. The record is from RefSeq and is a predicted model, not a curated record. Gene Ontology annotation, biological process: positive regulation of adaptive immune response; positive regulation of immunoglobulin production; positive regulation of B cell proliferation.